AGCUUGCCGGCCUCCGGAGAGGCUCAAGCUCUGGCCUCCGCCACCGCCAUGUCCGCCAUCAUCGAACAGGAGUUCCAGGAGAUCGAUGCCGUUAACGACUGGCAGGCGCGUUAUCUGGAAAUUCGACAUAAAUCCAGUGACUACCCUCACAGAGUUGCAAAAUACCCGGAAAACAGAAAUCGGAACAGAUACAGAGACGUUAGUCCCUAUGAUCAUAGUCGUGUAAAGCUGCAGAACACAGAAAAUGACUAUAUCAAUGCUAGCCUAGUGGUCAUAGAAGAAGCCCAGAGAUACUACAUUUUAACACAGGGUCCACUACCUAAUACAUGUUGUCAUUUUUGGCUAAUGGUAUGGCAGCAACAAACCAAAGCAGUUGUGAUGCUGAACAGAAUUGUUGAGAAAGACUCGGUGAAGUGUGCACAGUACUGGCCAACAAGAGAGGAGGAUGUUAUGACAUUCAGUGAAACAGGUUUCCGUGUGAGGCUAGUAUCUGAAGACAUCAAAUCCUAUUACACGGUACAUCUACUGCAAUUAGAAAACAUCAAUAGUGGCGAGUCCAGGAUGAUCUUUCAUUUUCAUUAUACCACAUGGCCAGACUUUGGUGUUCCUGAAUCCCCAGCUUCAUUCCUGAACUUCCUCUUCAAAGUCCGAGAAUCUGGGUCACUAAGUCCUGAACACGGACCUGCAGUCGUUCACUGCAGCGCAGGCAUAGGACGCUCUGGCACCUUUUCAUUAGUAGACACUUGUCUUGUUCUGAUGGAGAAAAAGGACCCAUUUUCUGUAGAUAUUAAGAAGGUAUUACUGGAUAUGAGAAAAUACCGAAUGGGACUUAUUCAAACUCCUGAUCAACUAAGAUUUUCCUAUAUGGCUGUAAUAGAAGGAGCAAAAUUUAUAAUGGGAGAUUCCACUAUACAGAAACGGUGGAAAGAGCUUUCUAAGGAGGACCAAGCACCAAGUUCUGAGCAGUCUCCUUCAAACCCAACAAAACUAACCACAGAGAAGUACAAUGGGAACAGCAUAGGCCUGGAGAACAGAGAUCAAAUGGAGAAAAUAAAUACUGACCUGAACUCCACUAAAGCUCAAGAUCUCACAGAUGGAAACAUUGAAAGUUCUGUCCGAAAACGGCUGCGAGAGGAUAGAAAAGCCAACACAGCACAGAAGCUGCAGCAGAUGAAGCAGAAGCUAAAUGAGACUGAAAGAAAAAGAAAAAGGUGGUUAUAUUGGAAACCUAUUCUCAUUAAGAUUGGGUUUGGUACACUGAUUUUAGCUGGUAUUUAUUCUUGCUGGAAAAUGUACUUUCAAGAACAUUCCUUGUAAAGUAAAGAGUGACCCUGUCUGCUUCAGCAGCUGCUUCUGCUGCCAGUCAGUGACCAGGGGUGUGACUUCUAAGCAGUAAAUCCUUGCACCUGGAAUGGGUACAGACUGUUACAUACCAUAGAGAAGUGACUCACCUAAAACUUGAUCCCAUGUCAACAUCUCAGGACUUUCCACUGCAGGUACUUACAAAACUGAAACUGCUGCCCCCCCAACCAAACUGAUGGGUUUUUGUUUAUAUGGGCAGGUAUAAACUCG
Molecule: messenger RNA, 1572 nt
Organism: Indicator indicator
Lineage: Eukaryota; Metazoa; Chordata; Aves; Piciformes; Indicatoridae
Gene: PTPN2
Product: protein tyrosine phosphatase non-receptor type 2
Exons: 9
Coding region: 49-1317 (422 amino acids)
Biological process (GO): protein dephosphorylation
Molecular function (GO): protein tyrosine phosphatase activity
Source: RefSeq, a predicted model, not a curated record